Messenger RNA from Polistes dominula (European paper wasp), 2046 nucleotides. RefSeq names its product UDP-galactose transporter (gene Ugalt). The record is from RefSeq and is a predicted model, not a curated record. Gene Ontology annotation, cellular component: Golgi membrane. Lineage: Eukaryota; Metazoa; Arthropoda; Insecta; Hymenoptera; Vespidae. Gene Ontology annotation, biological process: pyrimidine nucleotide-sugar transmembrane transport. Gene Ontology annotation, molecular function: pyrimidine nucleotide-sugar transmembrane transporter activity.
AGUACCAAGCAUUUAAAUGAUAUCCAUUGCGCAAUGUUUGAAAUGCCAUCAAAUGAUUUAUCUUAUCGCAAAUAUAGCACGUUGAUCAAAUAAAAAAACAUUACUGGUGUAUUCAUGUUUAUACAAAUAACAUGAUGAAUAAAUAAUACGUUGUAUUAAAUACUCAUUCAAGUAUAAAUUACAUCGGUGAAAAAUUUGCAAACGUUGCUAAACUGUUCGUUGAUAGCGGCGCAUGUUCUUAGAAUGUGAAUUCUACUGUAUGAUAAUAUAUUUCUAUAAAGAACGUUUCAACGCUUCGAAGUUACCAGCCUAAAGCGGAAUGCAAACGUGGCUAUCUUCUCUCUACGUGUGUUCGAAUUUUUAUCACCUAUUAAAUGUCAAAAAGAAUUUCAUUUUAAUCGCAUUUAUCUAUUAGAAAAUAGUAAGAUAAAUAUGAGAAGACAAGAUAAAAUCAAUGAUUUACGAAGAUUACACCUUUAUUAAUAAUAAUGAACAAGUUGCAUCAAAUUAAUGGGCAAACAUUAAAAUAUGUCAGUUUGGUUACAUUGACUCUUCAAAAUGCAUUGGUUGGACUUAGUAUGCGUUAUGCUCGGACGAGAUCUGGGGAUCUCUUCUUGUCAUCUACGGCUGUUGUUAUGUCAGAGUUCUUAAAACUCUUGACAUGUUUGGUUUUGGUCUAUAUCGAGGAAGGCAAUUUAUUGAAAUUUUAUAUUGCCUUGAAACAAACCAUUGUAAAAGAACCUUUUGAUACAUUGAAAGUAUGCGUGCCAUCAAUUUUAUACAUUAUACAAAAUAAUUUACUUUACGUGUCAGCAUCAAAUUUAGAUGCAGCAACAUAUCAGGUGACUUAUCAACUCAAGAUUCUUACAACAGCUUUUUUUGCCGUUGUAAUUCUUCGAAGAUCAUUGAGAAGUUCUCAAUGGAGUGCAUUAAUACUUUUAGUUAUAGGAGUAGUAUUAGUACAAUUAGCACAAAGUGGAACAAAUAUGUUGCCAUCAGGCAUAGAACAAAAUCAUUUAGUUGGUUUCACAGCUGCCUUAAGCGCAUGUUUUUUGUCAGGUUUUGCAGGUAUAUAUUUUGAAAAAAUUCUUAAGGGAUCAGAUAUCUCUGUUUGGAUGAGAAAUGUUCAGUUAAGUUUAUUAUCUAUACCUUUUGGAUUAGCUACUUGCUUUAUAAAUGACGGCAAUAUUAUUAAAAGGCAAGGUUUUUUUUUUGGUUACGACUCGUUCAUUUAUUACUUAGUAAUACUCCAAGCGCUCGGUGGACUCAUUGUUGCUUUGGUUGUAAAGUAUGCAGAUAAUAUACUCAAGGGAUUUGCCACCUCUUUGGCCAUCAUUAUUUCAUGCAUAGCUUCUAUUUAUUUAUUUGAUUUUCAUUUAACAUUUCAAUUUACUUUUGGUGCAUUUUUAGUAAUCUGUUCAAUAUUUUUAUACAGCUAUCAACCUAAAGCAUCUAUUGAUAAACAUUCUUCUCUAGAUAAAUCUGAUGUAUAAUAAUAUAAUUGAUAAUCUUUUCUUUUUAUUUAGUUAUCUUUAAAAGAACCAAAUUGGUAUUUAAAUUAAUACUUAAAGUAAUUAUUAUUGUAAACACACGAAUUGUAUUAACAAUAUACUCAAAUGAUUCAUUUGAAAUGUAAAUGAUCAAAUCAAAUAUACGAAAGAGUUUUUUAUGAUUUUGGCAAAAAAUAACGGACUAAUGGAUAUUUGAAUAAAAUCAAUUAAUCCAUUUUUUAUAACUGUUAUAUUUUUAUAUAAAAAGUAUUAUAAUAUAUAAGGAUAUAAAAAGAGUAAAAUUCAACUUAAAAGUAUUUCUUUAUACGAGAUAGACUAUUAUUAAACAUCUUAUGCAAAUUUCAUACAUAUAGGUAUAGUAUAAUAACAAACUUGAUUAUUAGAUUAUAAAAAUAAUAGGUCCCUAUAAAUUAUGGUCAUGGCCUAGAAUUGAUCAUCGUUUUGAAGGUCAACUAUCUUUCUGUGUUAAGAACUGAAUAAAUUAUAUUUGAAAAAGAAAACUGAUCUUUGUAAAGCACAGAAUACAAAUUUAUUC